This is a messenger RNA of Mus musculus (house mouse), 8423 nucleotides long. RefSeq names its product antizyme inhibitor 1 (gene Azin1). Bases 5400 to 6245 code for a protein of 281 amino acids. The record is from RefSeq and is a predicted model, not a curated record. The transcript has 13 exons. Lineage: Eukaryota; Metazoa; Chordata; Mammalia; Rodentia; Muridae. Gene Ontology annotation, molecular function: catalytic activity; ornithine decarboxylase activator activity. Gene Ontology annotation, biological process: positive regulation of polyamine transmembrane transport; negative regulation of protein catabolic process; polyamine biosynthetic process. Gene Ontology annotation, cellular component: nucleus.
UCUAUUUAAUAAUAUUUUCACUGGCACUACCUUUGGAUUUGUGUAUGAGUAACCUGACUUGGCAGAAUAACCCAAACCCCAAACCUCAAACAUAAUUAAAUAUGCUGUUCUCAUUAGAUAGUCAUCAUUCUGUUAGUCCCCUACUAUGUUGUCUAUUUUAACUCCGUACAAUUUUCAAGUUUCUACUGUGUUCAUUAAAAGGUAACAUUGUUCUUUCCAUUUGAAUACACAUGGCUACAUAGUUUCAAUUGACGUUGCUGAAUCCUUCCUGCUGUAAAUGUUGGAUUAGGCUAUAGUCCAGUAUCCUACCACUCAGAGAUGUCAACAUUCCUCACUUGAACUUCUGCAACCUCCUGCCCUCCUACUCCACUGAAACUGGGCAACAGAAAGUCUUAAAUAACUUUUCAGACCCUUUCUCCACUAAUGGCUGUACUUGGGUCUCACAUUUUUUUUCUUCCCACCUUUAUAAUAUUUUCUGCCCAAGUCCACUCUCCCUAGCACUUUUCUAGGUAUUCUGCUCAACUUCUAUCUUAUCAGUGCAACAUUUCAAUUUUGUCUAUAAUAAAGGCUCCCAAGUUCACACCAAAGGGCUCUACAGUUCGUCAUUUCCAGGGGACCACCUGAAUUUGGGUUUCUUUCUUUUGAAAGGGGAGGCACUCUCAUCAUCCAGGCUGAACUAGAAUGUUCUACAAUGUAUGGCAAUCUUUCUGCUUUUUACUCCCUCUCCCCUCAGUGCUAGGAUUACAGGCAUGUACCAUCACAUAUGUUUAGGGGUUUUUGGAGGGGGAGGGUGGGAGUGAGUAUCACUAUUGUUGAGAGUUAGGGUCUUUUUUUGUUUGUUUUGGGUUGUUUUUGUUUUUGUUUUUGUUUUUGUUUUUUUGUUUUUCGAGACAGGGUUUCUCUGUGUAGGCCUGGCUGUCCUGGAACUCACUCUGUAGACCAGGCUGGCCUCGAACUCAGAAAUCUGCCUGCCUCUGCCUCCCAAGUGCUGGGAUUAAAGGCGUGCACCACCACGCCCGGCGUUUUGGCUUUUGUUUUUUUUUUUGUUUUUUUGUUUUGUUUUGUUUUGUUUUGUUUUGUUUUUUUUGAGACAGUGUCUCUGUACAGUCCUGGCUGUCCUGGAACUCACUCUGUAGACCAGGCUGACCUCGAACUCAGAAAUCCACCUGCCUCUGCCUCCCAAGUGCUAGGAUUAAAAGCGUGCACCACCACGCUCAGCUGGGAGUUAGGGUCUUACUGUGUAGACUUGGCUGGCCUCCUGCCUCUGCUUCCCCAGUCCUGGGAUUAUAUGCAUGCAUCAACAUGCUGAAUUUCUUAGUAAGAUUGUGCUUAUUUCUGCCAAACCAUCUAUCUUCUUCUUUGCAAUCCACUAAAUAAUCUUUUAAAACAUCUCUCGGUGUGUGGUGGAAUACUACUGUAAUUCCAGCAAUAGGGAGGCAGCGUCCGGAUGACUGGGAGGCCUGGGCUACAUAGUUAGACCAUGAAUCAAAAAAACUAGCAGCAUAUCAUAUGUAUUUAGUCAUAUGUAUAUGACAUUAUCAGUACGAUAUUCAAUAUUGUCCCUAUUUAAAAUGUUUCUAGAAUGAAGGGUAAGUUCUAAUUCCUUAUCAAUCCCUCCCUAAUAGAACUUUUUAUUUAAUCUCCUUUGCAAACAUGCCUCUAGAGUGGAACGGGAAAGCCACUCCCAGUUCUCCAGCCCACCCAUUUCUGCCCUUUCUUUCAUCUGCUUCCUUUGACAGAAUCCUGUUUCCCUGGAACAUAGACCCUAGAUUCACUCUGAACUGUUUCCUGAGAACUUUUCUCUCAGAUGAAGUUAUUUCUUCCUUCUACUUGGUUCCUUACAGCAUUUACCUUGUUAUCUGUCAACAAUUUGGUUAUUUUACGAACAUUCCAUUUCUCCUGCUAGACUGCAAACAAAAUGUCAAAUGGUGUGUUCAUGUGGGCAAGAGCCUCCUUGGGAAGUUGCUGCAGUUUAAAUGGAUCAGAACUUAACAAAAGUGUUAGAGACUGAGCACAGUGGAUCAUAACUUCACAUCCCAGAACUCUAGAGGUCAAGACUGACAUGAAUUCAAGGCCAGCACGGGCAAUAUAUUAACUUCCUAUCUCAAAAAAGGAAAAGGGGAGGGGAGAGAGGGAUGGAGAGGGAGGAGGUAAGAGAAAGCUAAGAUAUGUCAAGAAAAAUAGGGGAAACAAAAACCAGAAACUGAGCUCACAGUUCCCAACUUGUAAUACUCUCUACCUCUGAAACAUUCUGGCCUUACCAAAUCUGCAAGAGCUCUUCCUUUCUUUCUGCCUUGGUGAUUUAUUAAUUACUGUACCGAUUACAAGAUAAAUGGAGUGAAAGAAUGUGAAGGAGAGAGGGUUCAGGGUCUUACUUUAAAAGAUCUUACGUUGAAGGGGCAUCAUAAAUAGGGUAAUACACGACUGUAAUCUCAAUCCCCUUAAAUUGAGGCAGGAGACUUGCUAUUUGGAGGUCAGUUUCAGCUACAGAGAAGUGCCCUGUCUGCCUGUCCCUCCCCUUCAUUGUGCUGAGUCUGGAGUUGCAAAGAUUUAGCAGGCUAGGACUGACUGCUAGUGAUAAAAUGGCCUUUGGUUUUUCCUUUUUCCAGACAGGGUUUCACUACGUGUAGCUCAAGCUGUCUAGAAACCAGGCUAACUUUGAACUCAAGAGAUCCAUCAGCUUCUGCCUUCUUAUGCUGGGAUUAAAGGCAUGCACCACCUCAUCCAGCUAGAAAAAGGAUUUUAAAUAUAAGGGGAGGGGGGAGGCUACAUCCGUCAUUUUACUUUAGUAAUAAAAGUUUAUUAAAUAAUAGAGAAUAGAGAAAAAACGGCCGGGCAGUAGUGGCGCACGCCUUUAAUCCCAGCACUUGGGAGGCAGAGGCAGGCAGAUUUCUGAGUUCGAGGCCAGUCUGGUCUACAGAGUGAGUUCCAGGACAGCCAGGGCUAUACAGAGAAACCCUGUCUCGAAAAACUGAAGAAAAACAAAACAAAACAAACAAGAUUAGAGAGAAACCCUGGUGUGGUGGCACGUGCCUUUAGCAGGAGCACCUAGGAGCACCUAUAUACCAGGCAGAGUUCAAGGCUAGCCUGGUAUAUAGAGGGAGUUCCAGGACAGCUUGGGUUGCACAGAGAAAGCCUUUCUGGAGAAACAAAACAAAAGAAUAAAAAAAAAGAAUGACUUCAAACGAGAAAUGCAGAGGAUUAAAGAGAUGUGCCUUUAAGUCAUGUAACUUCAGCAACACUGGCCCCGCUUUAAUAGGGCUGGGUCUGACUGCAUCAACCCUUUUUGAAAAUGAAGACAAAGAAAGAAAAGCCACAUUUAAAAAAAAAAUCUACUGCACCAUAUUGCAACAUGCGAACACGGAGGAACAUUCUGGUACGAUCAAAGCCUCAGUAACCACACCGGACUGGUUCUUGCUGGCCACGGGGAACUCAUUUUCAUAACGGAGCUCCGCAACCCAUGGAGAGGCGGGAACCUCUCCCUCGGAAUACAGUCCCCGGGCAUAGUAUACAGUUGUUACAUAAACUAGUGCACCGAGAAAGCCCCGUGAUGGCGCACACCCUCCUCUCCUAAAAUACUGGAGUCGGUAAGCCGAGGACCCAGGACGGUCCCGAAGGCUGCCGUCAGCAUGGACUAGCUGCCGGCUCACAAAGCGGAUCGUUGGCUGCUAGCGUGGCGCGCAGGCGCCGCAAGGGCGAGGGCGCGAUCCGCGAUCCGCUGGGCCGCGCGCCCUCUGCCCCGCCUACGAAACUAGCAGCCCGCUGGGGAGCGGCUGCAGCGCGAGGGCGGGAAGCGAGCGCCGGGCCAGCACCUGCCAGGCCCGGUGGUCCCGCCCUUCGGCCCCCUAACUGCACAAGGCUGUCCUUCCCCUUCCGCCCCUCCCACAUUCCCCGGCGGCACAGGCCCCACCCCCGUCGUGCGGCCGACCGGCCGUCUGUGACGUCAGCAGCCCCCGCCCCCCUGAGUAUAAAUACUGGCGUCUCUGGCACCGCCUUCCCACACUCUCUGGCUCAACUCUCGCCGCGGUGUUUCCGUUUUUCUCUCUGGUUGUCUCCUGCUCUGCUCUUCUCAUCCUUCUCGCUCUGCUGCUCUGCGGAGUGACGAGGCUGAAUCCUCUCCCCACCCAGUUCGCGCCUUUCUUCUUUUUCUCGCGCCGCUCCAUUUCUCCAGUUCGGCUGCCGCCGCCACUGCUGCUCAGCUGGUGUCGGUGCCGCGCGUUUCCCCCACGUCGUCCCCGCAGCCUAUGGCCCAGGCCGCCUUGGGUAUUUCUGCUCAAGGUAACCACAUCCCUCUUUAAAAAUUCCGCCGAAAAAGAGAAGACGCUUUACCCGACUCUUUGGGCCGUUAUCUCACGGCGAACUUUCUGACCGAGUAUACAACUACCCAGAAGGCCUAGGAGAAGUGCUGUAUAGAGAGCAGUUCGACUUCAACGCUGAGCCACCUUGGGAACCUAGCUGAUGAUAGGGGGUUCCAUCUCCUAACUUGUCCAUGGAGGUCUUCACUUCAGAAACCCAAGACUCACAUUCAUCCAGCUUGGUGUCAAGUGGGCUGUUGCUGCCAGGAUUAUCUUGUGAUUAUAUGAAAGAUGUAUCAGUUUCUUCUGAAGUGCAAUCAACUCUCUAGACGCCUUUGUAGCAGGUGUGGACCAAGUUUGUUGCAUAUUCUAAGGACCCAGACAUAGGCUUGGUGGCCCGUCUCUUGUUUUUCCUGGUUUAUGACUUUCGGCUUUGUGGAAUACGGCUGAGAUGAAAGGAUUUAUUGACGAUGCGAACUACUCCGUUGGCCUGUUGGAUGAAGGAACAAACCUUGGAAAUGUUAUUGAUAACUAUGUUUAUGAACAUACCCUGACAGGAAAAAAUGCAUUUUUUGUGGGGGAUCUUGGGAAGAUCGUGAAGAAGCACAGUCAGUGGCAGACCGUGGUGGCUCAGAUAAAGCCGUUUUACACGGUGAAGUGCAACUCCACUCCAGCCGUGCUUGAGAUCUUGGCAGCUCUUGGAACUGGGUUUGCUUGUUCCAGCAAAAAUGAAAUGGCUUUAGUGCAAGAAUUGGGUGUAUCUCCAGAAAACAUCAUUUUCACAAGUCCUUGUAAGCAAGUGUCUCAGAUAAAGUAUGCAGCAAAAGUUGGAGUAAAUAUUAUGACAUGUGACAAUGAGAUUGAAUUAAAGAAAAUUGCAAGGAAUCACCCAAAUGCCAAGAUUGUUUUUCAUUAGGUUCACUUGAUUCAUCCAUCGCUGGAUUUGGGAAUACUGGCAACAUAAUCAACAUACUUCCUACAGUCUUCAGGCUUCACAUGUGCUGAUGAUGAUGUAAACCAACUCUGCCCCAAUCAUCUUCCCCUUCUCUUAGGGUCUUACUACAUAUUGCAACAGAAGAUAAUAUUGGAGGUGAAGAUGGUAACAUGAAGUUUGGCACUACACUGAAGAAUUGUAGGCAUCUUUUGGAAUGUGCCAAGGAACUUGAUGUCCAAAUAAUUGGGGUUAAAUUUCAUGUUUCAAGUGCUUGCAAAGAAUAUCAAGUAUAUGUACAUGCCCUGUCUGAUGCUCGAUGUGUGUUUGACAUGGCUGGAGAGUUUGGCUUUACAAUGAACAUGUUAGACAUCGGUGGAGGCUUCACAGGAACUGAAAUUCAGUUGGAAGAGGUUAAUCAUGUUAUCAGUCCUCUGUUGGAUAUUUACUUCCCUGAAGGAUCUGGCAUUCAGAUAAUUUCAGAACCUGGAAGCUACUAUGUAUCUUCUGCGUUUACACUUGCAGUCAAUAUUAUUGCUAAGAAAGUUGUUGAAAAUGAUAAAUUUUCCUCUGGAGUAGAAAAAAAUGGGAGUGAUGAGCCAGCCUUCGUGUAUUACAUGAAUGAUGGUGUUUAUGGUUCUUUUGCGAGUAAGCUUUCUGAGGACUUAAAUACCAUUCCAGAGGUUCACAAGAAAUACAAGGAAGAUGAGCCUCUGUUUACAAGCAGCCUUUGGGGUCCAUCCUGUGAUGAGCUUGAUCAAAUUGUGGAAAGCUGUCUUCUUCCUGAGCUGAAUGUGGGAGAUUGGCUUAUCUUUGAUAACAUGGGAGCAGAUUCUUUCCACGAACCAUCUGCUUUUAAUGAUUUUCAGAGGCCAGCUAUUUAUUUCAUGAUGUCAUUCAGUGAUUGGUAUGAGAUGCAAGAUGCUGGAAUUACUUCAGAUGCAAUGAUGAAAAACUUCUUCUUUGCACCCUCUUGUAUUCAGCUGAGCCAAGAAGACAGCUUUUCCACUGAAGCUUAAACAGGCAUUAACGCUUCCUUAGAUCUGAAGUCGCAGGUUAAGCUUGUCUGGUCUACAUUCCAGUGUGGGGGGAAAAAAAAUCAAUCUUUAUUCUGUUAAUUUCUUGGAAACAAAUUCAUAGUAAUAGCUAUUUGGGACCAGACAAAAUCAGCUUUCAUCUAUAAUUCAUUGGGGGUAAUAGGGGAUUUAGAUAAUGUAUCCAGAGUUAAACAUACCAGUUUGACCCACCCCUUAAGCGUUUAAAAUAAAAUAUGCAACAAAAUGGAUGACUUAGUGGAGAUGGAAGCCCAUUAACUGGGUUCCCCAUCAAAUCGUUUACAUACAAGUACACAGUUUUUAUAAGGAUUCCUGUUAAAAGUCUUGUAAAGUUGAUGUCUUUCACCCAGAUAUAUCACAUGUGAGUGGAAGACCAGUGUGACUUCAUUAGAUACGUUUAGUGUAUUUAGGAUGUGUAAAUUUGUGCUUUUGAACUGUAGUUUAAUAAAUGUAAAAUUGCAUCAUAGUAUUUGUUGUAUUUGACCUAAUGUAACCCUUGUAUGAUUGCAAUAAAACUUUGUGUAGAUCUUACUGUUUUUUCAGGCUAAAACUUUGGGAAUGGGGCUAGCUAGCAAAGGUAGUUAUGAACUAGUUGUGUGUGGUCUGUUUUGAGGGUUAGUUUCUUUAUAACCCGUUUAAGUUUGGUUUGCCUCAAUAUACUUUUUAGUUAUUUAAUUAGUAAUUUAAGUAAAUGUGUUUGGUAAUCAUUGUGAAGUUCAGAUUUAUUAUGGAGAGUUGAUGUGCAGUAAGCAUGAUGUUUAACAAUUUUAACACCAAAAAUAUGUUAAUCCUGCAUAAACCAAUUGUAAUAAUAAUAGGUGUUUCUGUAUAGAUAGGAUGCAUAGAUUACCUUAGUAAAUCUUUGAAUCACAAAUCUUUUGACUGAUAGAAAAGAUUUUAUUAAACACUGAAAACUUGGUGGGAAGGGGGUAAGAGACUGCAGAGGACUGCAGAACCCUAACCUUAAAGAAGGGCUAUGUCUGUCUGUUUCCAGCAUCCUGAUGCCCCUUCCUUCGCACAGACAUUUAUAUCCAGAGGGCUUUGGGGUGGUGAAUUCAGCACACUUUCUCACUUGUAAUAGUAUCAAAUUGGAAUGUUGUUGUUGUUGAUAUUGGUUUAAACCUAGUCCCUUAGUUUCUUGUUAUUUCCCAUUCGUUCAAGCUUAGUAAUUCUUCCUUCGUACUAAAGCUUGGUGGAGGUGGGGAGGAUUUAGCAUCACUAACCUGACACUGUUGCCAGGAAUUUUGGCUUUGUUCACUGCUAGUGUGUUAGUCCUAAGUCUCAGAAUCACAGUAGUAAUGAGACAACUUACAGGGGUCACUUUUCCUAACUUACUCUAUGUUCACAAGUGGAAUUCCUGUCCUCCAAGAGGAAAUGUGACUUCACUUUGGUGCCAAUGGACAGAAGAUUCUGCUUGUGCUACAUAGAAGUGUGGGAUGCACUUGAAUAGCUGGAUCUUACACCUUGAUUUCAAGGUGGAAAGAAAUUGAUCAUGAAUCUCUAAUUUCAAAUCAAACCAGUAGGUGCUUAAUAUUUUUGAUUUGAAUAUUGCCCACUUGAAUAUCAUGGGUUCUAUUAAUAAUAACUAAGGACCCCAGUCCAUUGUCAUCUAGUUGUCCUUGGACUUUUUUCCAAGGUAUAAUAUGGGGUUUUAUGCAAAAUUCCAAGCUACCAUAUGCAUUGUUGUGGUCCAGAAAUGCCAAAACUUAAAGGGUGGCACAACUUGAGUCCUUGGCUUGACUGUACUGGCUUGGUCUUUGUGGCAUAUCAGUUGCCAUCUGCAUAGGAGAGUGGUUGUAUGUAACACAGCCCAAAAUUGCUAAUCUCACAUGUGAAUGAUAGGUAAACUUAAGAAUGUCUGUAUUGUAUUUGAAGACUGUUUGCCAUAAAUCUAAAGUCAAACCUAUGUAUUUCAAUUUGGUAUGCUUAAGAAUAAUUAAUGUAAAAUCUUUUUAUAUGAUAUUGUAAUCUCAGUUCAAAUUUAAUUGCAAAUAUAAAACCCAAAUGAUUUCUAUAUAUAGUGAAUUGAACUGUAAAGGUAACUUGUGUGUGACUCUGAAUACACAGAUAAAAUGUUUUUAUUCCUCAUGCUUUACUUUGAUGGCUUCUAUCAUGAAAUAGACGUGAAAUUUUAUGAAUUGA